ACAAAAAAAAAAGGCCAUUAACACACAAAGUGCACCUCUUUUUCUCCCGUCUUCAAAGUUACUUUCUCUUCCACGUGUAUUCCCAAAACGACCCCAUCCCCUUUUCAAAACCCCAAAAAUCUUUCUUCCCUGCCCUGGCUCCCUCGUAAUUUCCCUCAUUUUCGAUCCCAUUCUUCCCAACCGCCCCCGCCUCCACUCUCUGAUCUGUUCUCUGCGUUAACCUUUCCCUCUCUUUCUUCGUUAGGGUUCACACCGACUUCACUCCUAUUCUGCGCUAUUAGGGUUUCCAGUAUUUUUUUUUUUUGCCCGUUUCGACAAUCGCCGUUAGUUUUCUGUUUGAAGAUUCUAAUUAGGGUUUUUUAUAUUGAAUAUUGAUUUGGGAGUAGGGUUUUGACUUUUUAUUCGGAGAGUUUUGUGUCCCCUUUUUAUUUUUAUUUUCCGGUUAGGGUUUUAUUGAGUUUUCGUAGUUGGCUCCGGUGAUGACGCGAAGUUCAAGGCACAAAUCUAGCAAGCAUAGUUCAAGUGAUGCUAGGGACUACUCAGAUUCGGAGAAAGAUUCGGGAUUAAAGGAGAAGGAAAAGAAGACUAAGGAGGAGAGCAGUGGUUGGAUUUCGAAGGAGUCGGGAUCCGGUGAGAAGAGAAAUCUCAAUUCGAAGGAGACCAGUAAGGACCUCUGGAGUUCGGGGAAUGGCGAGUAUGUGGAAGAGUACAGUUCCUCGAAGCGGCGCAAAGAUAAGGCAGAUGAUGGAGUAAGCGACAGGUGGAAUGGCGGUGAGGAUGAUGGUAAAGGAGACAAGAAGUCUAAAGCUUCUAGUGAAUCAAAGAGUAAGAGACAAGGGGAUGUGGAAAGAGAUGAUGCAAAGAGGGGAAAGAGUGAGGGGAAGCAUGGAGAAUCCAGUAGAAAGGAGGAAAGGGAGAGAGAGAAGAAAGGUAAAGAAGGCAAGAUUGAUAGGUUGAUUGAGAGUGAAGAACGCCGCACUGUAAAACAAUCCACUGAAAAAACUGAGUUGAAUGUAGCAGAUCGGUUGCAAAGUCCUGAAUCAGAGAGCCGAGUUAGGAAAAGGAGAGAUGGUUCUGGUGAUGGGGAUAAGCAUAUGGAAGAUAAUAGAGGUAUUUUGGAUAGACAGGUGUCUCUAAGGAAUGAUACUUGGAAGGAUGGAAGAGUAAAAGAUGAGAAGCACAAGGAUGAGAGAUACAAAGGCAAGUAUCGAGAAGACAUGGACUGCAAAGACAAGUACCGAGAUGAAAAAUUGAGAGAAGAGCGACCAGCAAGAGAUUAUGCUAAUAGUAAGUCUAGUGAGAGGCAUGUAAAGGAUGAAAAAGAUGCUGUAGCAGUUCGGCAGAAGAAGUCCAAGUUUCAAGAUAGUGACCAUGAUCGCAUUAGGGAGCGUGAGUGUGACAGGGAGCGGGAACAUGAUCGGGAUCGAGACUUAGAUUUGGGACGUGAUCGGGACUGUGCACGUUAUCGUGAUCGUGACCAUUAUCGAGAACGUGACCGCAAUUAUGAUCGUGAUCAUGACCGUGAUCGUGAUUGGGAUGGAGAUCAAGAUCAUAAUCAUCGUGACAAUGGUCAGGACAAGGUUAGAGACCAAGAUCGUGACUAUGGCCGAGAUCUUGAUCAUGACCGCGAUGGGUUACAUGAUGAAUGGAGUUCUAGAUACAAAGAUAGCAGGGGGAGGAAGAGAUCUCCUGAUGAUCAAGAUGAUGGUAAUGAUACUAAAUUUAGAGGUACCAAAGAACAGUAUACUGACAUGGAAAACAAAUCAUUGACUAGUGGUAGAGUUGAGUUUGAUGCUGAUAGGGGAAGGUCUCAGUCUUGUCAAGCCAACGUAGAUGCUGCUAUGGUCAGCAACAAAAGGAGGACUGCUUCCAGCUCGAGUUCCCCUGGUGGGACUGAUGAGUAUAGACAUUUGAAGCAAGAAGAUUCAAAGUAUAGAGAUUCAAUGACAGAGCAGAAGUCCAAAGCAGCAUCAUCAAGAGAGGCAACUAGUUUUUCUGGAGCAUCUGAAAAAGGUGCUAAGUACAGAUCCAAGGAGAAAUCAAGUAGAGUGGAUGAGGGCCAUUCUGGGGAGUUACCAAUUGAGAGGUCCUCAAGUUCAAAAGCUUCUCCAAUGAGUAUGAUGGAAAGAUCUCCUUCAACAAGUCUUAAGCGUAAAUAUAUGAAUAGAAGUGGUGUUAGGUGGAACCUUGACGUGGAGGAGACAGGAUGGAGGAGCAGUGCCUCCAUGGGUGGCAGAGAAUUAUCUGCUGUUGAGGAUAGACUAAUUCAAGACUUACCUCCUGAUAAGCCUCUUUUGGAUGAAUCCUCUCAAGCAGAUUCUGCCUUUUAUAAUAGAGCUGGUCAGACAUCUUUGAUUCCACAUCCAUGUGGUUUCAGAGCUGGAAUUGGUAGCCCUUCUUUCAUGAGUUCUCUGGAAGAAGAUAAUAGAAUUAAUAUCAGUGGCCGUUACAAGAGGGGUGGUGAUUUGAAUGUUGGAAGAGGGCAAGCAAAUCCUUGGCAGGGUGCCCCAAACUGGCCAUCACCUGUUCCAAAUGGCUUCUUCCCAUUCGAACCUGGGCUGCCCCAUGGUGGUUUUCAACCUAUGAUGCCUCAGUUUCCUUCUCCAUCUCUGUUUGGCAUUAGACCCUCGAUGGAAAUUAAUCACUCUGGGAUUCCUUAUCAUAUACCUGAUGCUGAAAGGUUUUCCAACCAUUUGCGCCCAAUGGGCUGGCAGAAUAUGAUGGAUGGCUCUGGUCCAGCCCAUUUGCAUGGUUGGGAUGGAAAUAAUGUAGUUUUUAGGGAUGAAGCACACAUGUUUGGGGACUCUGAAUGGGACCGGAAUAGGCAUCCAGUGAAUGGUCGGGGAUGGGAUACCACUUCAGAUGUGUGGAAAGGACAAAAUGGUGAUGUUGACUUGCCCUCAACACCUCAGAAAGAGGAUCAUCCUGUGCAGGCCCCUCUUGAUGAUGUUUAUAAUGGACAGGAACGUUAUAGGUCUCAAUAUGAAAGUAGCAAUAGUGGUGUUCAGGUGAAAUGCCUUGAAAUAAAAUCUGAUGUCAUGUCACCAGUAAAAGAAUCUUCUAGAUUUUCACCUGAGAUUCCACACAAAUCACCUCAUUCUUCCAAAAUAUCAAGUGAUGAUGGUGCUGCUCAUUAUUGCCAGUUUUAUCUUUCUAAGCUUGACAUUUCAACAGAACUUGCUGGUUCUGAGUUGUUUGAUCGGUGCAUGAGCUUACUGAAUGUGGAGCGAAGUAAAAAUUUGGUUAAAGAUUUAACAAUGCUUGUGAAUUUGAAGAAUGGUGGACAAGCAGUACAAAAGGCUUCAAUUGCUAUGCUGAGCCCUUCACUCAUUCCUGCAACUAAUGCUUCUGUUUUUCAGAAAGCCAUGGACCUUUACAAGAAGCAGAGGCUACAAAUGGGUGCUAUCCUAAAUAUCAAUGGUGGAAUAUUAGCAUUUAUUUCAGGGUCCAAUCAGGAGAAGGGGAAGGAGCAAAGUUCCGAUCAUGUUGUAGAAGCAGAGGAGCCAGUUUUUAUUUCUGAUUCUGAAAUGCUGGAUUCAGUUCAGCAUAAAGGAGAAGCUGUUCCAACUGCUGCUUCUGAGGAGAAUAUGGAACUGCUAGUUUCAGUUCAAAGUGGAGAGUUGCCAGAUCAUAUGGAUAGCCUUUCUCCAGAGAAAUCAGAACUGCCAAAUACUGAUUUUGGUAAUAGGAGCCCAGAGGUGCCCAAACCAGUUUUGAAUGGCAAUGAGGUGGAAAAGAUCGAGUCUGAGCAGAUGAUUUCAGGGGAUGUAGUUGGGGAUUCCUUCAGGUUGGUUGAUAAUGCAUCAGAGGCUGUUCUUAUGCCCAUUGAUGGUGAAAAUUCAAAUGAAAUAGACCAAACUGAAGGCGAUAAGUCUGUCUGUUAUGCCAAUGAAAGGCAGGCUUUUGAUGAUGCAAUUAGUGGUUCCUUAAUUUUGUCAGAUGGUUCUCCUAAGGUAUCUGGGGCUUUGAUUCCUGGAUCAAAUGAGUCUGAGUCCGUAAUUUUAAGUCGGAUACAUCAUUCUCCUGAAAAUACACGUUGAGACAAUUUCUAUAUUGUUGUUCUUUAAUGUGCUUUUUGUUAAUUUAUUAUUGCCUUUUAUUAUUAUUAUUAUUUUUUGGUUGCCUAUCAUUAUCUUUAUUAAGGAAAUAAAAUGAGAUAUGGCAUUUGGUUUCCUGGAUUAGGCAUCCUUGCAUCUUGAUUCUUGAUCAUCGUCACGUACUACUUUCUGUUUGGAUGCAUCUAACAUUUGAAGUUGCCCUCUGAAUCAUCUCUGCUCUAGUUGUCUUGCUAUGAUUUUGUUUUAAUGUCUUCCUAUUUCUGGUUCAGAUAAAUGAACUUACCGUUUAUCUUUUAUGAGUUGGCAUUUUUGUUGCUAAUGGUGCAUGCUAUUAUCUUUGCACUAUGAUUAUAGUUGUGGGGAGAGGUAAGUGAGCCUGACUCGUGAAAAUCUCAAUAUUAGGCUGCUAUAAUAUUUCUAACGUUUCACAGGCUUAUUUAGGUGGAUGCUUUUUAGUUUGGUCAGUUAACUGUUUCUUUUUUUUGGUCAAUUUUUCGUAAUUCUUCAACUGCCAAAGAAAGAGCACAAAUUUAAUAAGAUGGCGUUUUAAUUAAUUAAUUAAUUAAUUAAUACUAGUAGCAUGUUUGUUUGAGCGUUGAUGGGGCGGAACAGACAGAUUCUAGGGUCCUUGUGGAAACAAUAAGCUUUUGGGCUUCACAACUUUUUUAUAAAUUACUACUCGCAUUAAUUGCAUAUAUUUUUAAUUUUAGAUUCAAAUUAUUGAAUAAUAUAUAUUGUAUCAAUAAUUUACAAAGAAGUAAUAACCCAAGAUGUAAGUUACGGGGCCUUGCAAUAAUUGUACUAUUUCAUCAAAAAUUAAUAAUGCAUCCUUUUUUUGUCAUAUUAUUUUUUAUUACUAUGAUUUUAUUUUAAUUCAAAAUUUUACAAUGGGAUGGGUUGGGCUUAAACCCUGGACCUGGAGUUAGUUGUCAGUGUCCUUCAUAGGCUAGCAUGGCACAAGUCCAACCAAAUUCAACAUCAAAGUUCAAGUGGGUUUUUUCUCAUCAAUAUAAGACACCUACACAUAAU
Molecule: messenger RNA, 5087 nt
Organism: Durio zibethinus
Lineage: Eukaryota; Viridiplantae; Streptophyta; Magnoliopsida; Malvales; Malvaceae
Source: RefSeq, a predicted model, not a curated record